AGACAAUACAUCCAUUCGUCAGUUUUCGGGCGAGGAGGGCAGCGCAGUUUGGUAUUUUAUUGAACGGGCUGCCAAAAAGUGAAAACUGUAAAAUGGCAAAAACCCUCUCAGCUACACAGGCUAACAAGGAGCAUGUCCUUGCAGUGUCUAGGGACUUCAUAUCCCAGCCCCGUCUGACUUACAAGACGGUGUCGGGUGUGAACGGGCCGCUGGUCAUCCUCGACGAGGUGAAGUUCCCCAAGUUCUCAGAGAUCGUCCAGCUGAGGCUUGCCGAUGGAACCCUCCGAUCGGGUCAGGUGCUGGAAGUCAGCGGCUCCAAGGCCGUGGUCCAGGUGUUCGAGGGCACGUCGGGCAUCGACGCCAAGAACACACUCUGCGAGUUCACCGGAGACAUCCUGCGCACACCUGUGUCCGAGGACAUGUUGGGUCGUGUAUUCAACGGCUCCGGCAAGCCCAUCGACAAAGGCCCCCCGAUCCUGGCUGAGGACUACCUAGACAUUCAGGGUCAGCCCAUCAACCCCUGGUCCCGUAUCUACCCAGAGGAGAUGAUCCAGACUGGUAUCUCUGCUAUCGACGUGAUGAACUCCAUCGCCCGUGGGCAGAAGAUUCCCAUCUUCUCCGCCGCCGGUCUGCCGCACAACGAAAUCGCCGCCCAAAUCUGUAGACAGGCCGGUCUUGUCAAGGUCCCCGGCAAAUCAGUGCUAGACGACCACGAGGACAACUUCGCCAUCGUGUUUGCCGCUAUGGGUGUCAACAUGGAAACCGCCCGGUUCUUCAAGCAGGACUUCGAAGAGAACGGCUCUAUGGAGAACGUGUGUCUGUUCUUGAACUUGGCCAACGAUCCCACUAUUGAGAGAAUCAUCACGCCCCGUCUGGCUCUGACCGCUGCCGAGUUCUUGGCUUACCAGUGCGAGAAACACGUGCUGGUAAUCUUGACGGACAUGUCGUCGUACGCCGAGGCAUUGCGUGAGGUGUCGGCCGCUCGCGAGGAGGUGCCCGGGCGACGUGGUUUCCCAGGUUACAUGUACACGGAUUUGGCCACAAUCUACGAGCGCGCCGGGCGUGUGGAGGGCCGUAACGGCUCCAUCACUCAGAUCCCCAUCCUGACCAUGCCUAACGACGAUAUUACCCACCCUAUUCCCGAUUUGACCGGGUACAUCACUGAGGGACAGAUCUACGUGGACCGUCAGCUGCAUAACCGUCAGAUCUACCCACCAGUCAAUGUGCUGCCGUCGCUCUCGCGUCUCAUGAAGUCCGCCAUCGGAGAAGGCAUGACCCGCAAGGACCACUCCGACGUCUCCAACCAGCUGUACGCGUGCUACGCUAUCGGUAAGGACGUGCAGGCCAUGAAGGCCGUCGUGGGCGAAGAAGCCCUGACGCCCGACGACCUGCUGUACCUGGAGUUCCUCACCAAGUUCGAGAAGAACUUCAUCACGCAGGGUAACUACGAGAACCGCACAGUUUUCGAAUCGCUCGACAUCGGCUGGCAACUGCUCCGUAUCUUCCCCAAGGAGAUGCUCAAGCGUAUCCCUGCUUCCAUCCUCGCCGAGUUCUAUCCCCGAGACUCGCGCCACUAAACCACCACGCGGCCCAUGCCUUCUCAAACUUUUGGCGAGCCCCACCAUCGACCCUUGGGGUAUGCCUAACUUGUCAAGUGGCCCCACUAUCAACCCUUGGGGCAGGCCCAACUUGUCAAGUAUCCCCAGUAUCAACCCUUGGGGCAUGCCAAACUUGUCAAGUAGCCCCAGUUGACAAGUAGACCCUUGGGGUAUUCCUAACUUGUCAAGUGGCCCCACCAUCAACCCUUGGGGCAGGCCAAACUUGUCAAGUGGCCCCACUAUCAAUCCUUGGGGCAGGCCAAACUUGUCAAGUGGCCCCACUAUCAACCCUUGGGGCAGGCCACACUUGUCAAGUGGCCCCACUAUCAACCCUUGGGGCAGGCCAAACUUGUCAAGUGGCCCCACUAUCAACCCUUGGGGCAGGCCAAGGUUUAGCCCCAAAACUAUUGCCCUUUUGGCAGGAGCGUAGCUGCUGUAAUUUUUCUGUAAGUUGUCCCACUACCAACUUGGCAGCUGUAUCAAUGAUACGUGUGUAAG
Messenger RNA from Ostrinia furnacalis (Asian corn borer), 2096 nucleotides. RefSeq names its product V-type proton ATPase subunit Vha55 (gene Vha55). The coding region runs from base 93 to 1577 and encodes 494 amino acids. The transcript is spliced from 11 exons. Lineage: Eukaryota; Metazoa; Arthropoda; Insecta; Lepidoptera; Crambidae. Gene Ontology annotation, biological process: vacuolar acidification; proton transmembrane transport; ATP metabolic process. The record is from RefSeq and is a predicted model, not a curated record. Gene Ontology annotation, cellular component: proton-transporting V-type ATPase, V1 domain. Gene Ontology annotation, molecular function: ATP binding; proton-transporting ATPase activity, rotational mechanism.